AUGGCUUCAUCCGGGAGUGGAAUGGAGGAAGUGCGCGUGUCGGCGUUGACCCCCCUGAAGUUGGUGGGCUUGGUGUGCGUCUUCCUCGCGCUCUGUCUGGAUGUCGGGGCUGUGUUGAGCCCCGCGUGGGUAACAGCGGAUAACCAGUACUACCUGUCUCUGUGGGAGUCCUGCUGGAAGCCCGUCACCUCGGACACAUGGCAGUGCAACACCACACUCGAGACUGGACUGAGCACGAUUGCCACGCUGGUCCUGUUUGGCCUGAGAAGAGUGGUUGCAGCCCUCAUCCUGUUCUCCUUCCUGGUGGCCCUGGUGUCAGUGUGGGUCGGCUCCAGGAGCCACUGCUACAGGCCCGUCGCUGUCAUGCUGUUCGCUGCAGUGGUGCUCCAGGUCUGCAGUUUGAUCCUCUACCCUGUUAAGUUCAUUGAGACGGUCAGCCUGAGGAUAUACCACGAGUUCAACUGGGGCUAUGGCCUCGCCUGUGGGGCCACCAUCUUCUCUUUUGGAGGGGCCAUUCUCUACUGCCUCAACCCCAAGAACUAUGACGACUACUACUAAACCCUGCAAGAUUAGAGAGGAGGAGAGGCCUCUACACAACUUCAUGUUCCCCCACACUCGCUGUGAUAGCAGCUGAAACACUGAACCUUAUAGAACUGGUAGAGAAAACACAUGUUCACACACAUCGAUUGGAGAAUCAACAACAGUAGUGUCUGUCUAUACAUUCAAACCUUUACAAUACUGUACUAUACCAGACUUAGAGGGACACGGUAUAGCACAGUAUGAGCUUGUGGUCUCCACAGGCAUCUCCGCCUGUGUUGUGACCGACAUCUGCCAUAGGCUAAGUGGUGAGGCUAAAGAGCCAAUCAGACAGUUCAAUGGAAUACUAAUUACCAAUCAGAUUCAUCAGUGAAAUCAUGUCCACAUUCUGAGCCAACAGUAGGUCCCCUUUAAUAUAGGAACUCCAGUAGGAAUUGGCAGCACAAUGCUUUGUCAUGAAUAAACCACAGAGAACAGAUGGAUUAGCUGAUCUCAUACAGAGACGAGAGGGAGGAGAAGGGACAGCUGAGAGUGACGGACACACAGACCUAUCAGAGAGCAGAGGGAUGGGCCAGAUGGACAGAUUGAUCUUGAGGAGGAAAGGAAGGUGACUCACCUAAAAGGAAUCAAGGAUGUAUGACAUUGCCCCCACUCAUAUAUGUGAUUACCUUUGCUUGUGCCUUAAUCUAAAAGAAGAUUGGAUUGGUUAAGGCAGGCAGCAUAGAGUAAUUUCCUUUUACCUAUACUGCUCCUCUAGAUCAGUGCAGAUGAAGGGAAGGCAAAAUGUGUAGAAUUGCAGAAAACUCUUGUUUCUCUCCACCCAUGGAAAAUUAGUAGAAUUGCAUGACAUUUGUUAUAAAUUUGCUAAAUCUUCUCUCCGCCCCAUGGCAAAAUGUGUAGAAU
Messenger RNA from Salvelinus sp. IW2-2015, 1440 nucleotides. Its product is annotated as transmembrane protein 47-like. The record is from RefSeq and is a predicted model, not a curated record. Lineage: Eukaryota; Metazoa; Chordata; Actinopteri; Salmoniformes; Salmonidae. Gene Ontology annotation, cellular component: cell-cell junction. Gene Ontology annotation, biological process: cell-cell adhesion.